Molecule: messenger RNA, 1178 nt
Organism: Rotaria sp. Silwood1
Lineage: Eukaryota; Metazoa; Rotifera; Eurotatoria; Philodinida; Philodinidae
Source: the annotation of a GenBank genome assembly
UCUAUGCAAAUUUUCAAAUCGAAAUAAUCUAACAGAUAUUUGUAUGAAAGAUUGAAUUAUUAUUUCAAUCUAUAGUUUGCUGUUUCUUUUUUGUUAUAAUGUACUUUUCUAAAUUUGUAUUUUAGCAAGUGUUAUGUUUGCAUUUAUUGAUCGUUCAAUUGUAAAAAAAGUUGUAAACUUUUUACCUCGAGUUGGUGUUGGUGGUCGUUAUGGUUUACCACAACAACGACGAACAUCAUUAGCAUCAGCAAAACAAUUAUUUCGUUCAGCAAAUAUGACUCAACGAUGGCAAAGACGAGAAAUUUCAAAUUUUGAAUAUCUUAUGUAUCUUAAUACAAUUGCAGGUCGAACAUAUCAAGAUUUAAAUCAAUAUCCUGUAUUUCCAUGGAUUAUAGCUGAUUAUGAAAGUGAAAAACUUGAUUUAAAUUCUCCAUCAACUUAUCGAGAUUUAUCAAAACCAAUUGGUGCAUUAAAUCCUACAAGAAAAUCAUUUUUUAUUGAACGUUAUAAUAAUUGGGAAUCUGAUACAAUACCACCAUUUCAUUAUGGUACACAUUAUUCAACAGCUGCAUUUACACUUGGUUGGCUUAUUCGACUUGAACCAUUUACAACAUUUUAUUUAAAUUUACAAGAAGGAAAAUUUGAUCACGCUAAUCGAUUAUUUCAUUCAAUACCAUUAUCAUGGCAAAAUUGUCAACGACGAACUGAAGAUGGAAUUAAAGUUGAUGAUGUUAUUUUACCUAAAUGGGCACAAACACCAGAAGAUUUCAUUCGAAUUAAUCGAACAGCAUUAGAAUCUGAAUUUGUUUCAUGUCAUUUACAUCAUUGGAUUGAUUUAAUUUUUGGUUAUAAACAAAGAGGACCUGAAGCUGUUCGUGCUGUUAAUGUUUUUUAUUAUUUAACAUAUGAAGAUACUGUUAAUCUUGAUUCAAUAACAAAUCCAACAGAUCGUGCUGCUAUUGAAACACAAAUAAGAAAUUUUGGUCAAGCACCAGCACAACUUUUAACUGAACCACAUCCAUCAAGAAAUUCAGCAAUGAAUUUAACUCCAAUGAUGUAUAAUGUUACACCAGAAGAUGUAUCAAUGAUAAUGAAAUUUUCAUCAAAUGUACCUAUUAUUCAUGUUUCUGUUAAUACAAAUCCAACACUUUCUAUACAAGCUAUUAUUACAAUUAGUA